UCAGGCCUUCGCACAAGUUGCCUUUGCGAUUGGAGAGCUCUACUGUUGUAUGGUCAUGUGGCUAGACGAUCCAUCCAUGAAACAUUUGAACUGGCGGAUGCUAUUGCUUGCCAAUACGGCACCAGCAAUCCUCUUUUGGCUUUUGAGUUCGCUGUACCUGAAGGAAUCUCCAGUUUUUGCAGCAGCUAGUGGCAAUCUGCAAGAAGCACAUGACACCCUGCAUGAAAUGAGAAGAUUGAAUGGCAAGGAAGACGUCAACAUUGACUUUGAAAGAACCUCAGAAUCCUCACCGCAGGGGCGAUUGUCGCAACUCCCAGCAGGUCGAUCUGUGGCGCUGUGUAUCGUGUGCUUUUGCUACAACCUGACGAUCUAUGGCACUUUCACUGCAUUUCCUCAGCUUGUGCCAAGGCUGAUGCACUCGGAGACUGAGAGCGCUGUCCUUGAGCUUGCAAAGGGCGCUUGCCUAGAAAUCCCUGGAGAUCUCUUUGGUUUGCUUUUUGCUUUAUCUUUGCCACGAAAGUGGGUUCUGUACCUCUACUUCAUUGGCACGGCAACUUCUAGCGUGUUGUUCGCCAGCGGCACAGAACAGGGCCUUAUUCUUGGCUUCUAUGGCAACAAGCUCUUCCCGCAGAUGGGUUCUGUGUCUCUCUUCGUUUUGGCCGCCGAAUCCUUUGAUACACAGAUCCGCGCCACGGGCACUGCCUUGGCCUUGGGGGUUGGACGACUGGGUGCGUGCCUGGCACCCAUGGUUUAUGAAUUCACGACCAACUCCUUCGGAACAUACCAGGCUUUCUUCCACAUGUCCAGCAUCCUGUUGAUUUUAUGUUUGAUCUUUACUGCGGCAUUUAUUCCAGAAACUGCUGGCAAAACGUGGUUGAGACCGACUGAGUCUACACCUCUCAGGGAAGACAUCAAGGCAUCACACGGCACGAUUACUGAUGGCAGUACGACGAAUGAUGGCAACAUAUGGCAACCAGCUUGCUGACUUGAUGUAUACUUGAUGUGAAGCGAGUGAAGCGAGUGAAGAGAGAAGUGUUUAUCAAUAUUUGCACCCAGUGCACUCAUCCUGCACUCAUCAUUGAAACUUUACGCACCUGCAGAUAGUGACGAGUUCGAAGGGUUAAACACCCUGACCCUGGAAGGUCUCACUAGACUUGCGCGGGCACAAAAGAUUUCGGGGAAAUUUAGGAUUAUCAUGGAUUAUCA
Molecule: messenger RNA, 1206 nt
Organism: Cladocopium goreaui
Lineage: Eukaryota; Dinophyceae; Suessiales; Symbiodiniaceae
Source: the annotation of a GenBank genome assembly